UGGUUGAGGCUCUGGUGGGUAGGUGGGUUCAGACCGAGGGGACUACGGGUCGGCGUUGGGCUCAGUGGGCUCGAACAAAGGACUCUCGGGCAGGACUAGGCGCGGCGCCUUCUGACGGGUACAUCGCGGCUUCUCUGCCAACCAGUGCCCUCGCCGCGCGGUCCCGUCGCCUUCUUCUCUGUUACCCACCGCCAGCACCGUGGUGGGGGGCCCGGCGCAGCGGCACCUGCUGCUGAGGGACCCCGAGGCCCGCCAGGGUGCUCAUGAUGGGGCUGAUCUUCGCUAAACUGUGGAGCCUCUUCUGUAACCAAGAGCACAAAGUAAUUAUAGUGGGACUGGAUAACGCAGGGAAGACCACCAUUCUUUAUCAAUUCUUAAUGAAUGAAGUGGUUCAUACAUCUCCAACUAUAGGAAGCAAUGUUGAAGAAAUAGUUGUGAAGAACACUCAUUUUCUCAUGUGGGAUAUUGGUGGUCAAGAGUCACUGCGGUCAUCCUGGAACACGUAUUAUUCAAACACAGAGUUCAUCAUUCUUGUGGUUGAUAGCAUUGACAGGGAACGACUAGCUAUUACGAAAGAAGAAUUAUACAGAAUGUUGGCUCAUGAGGAUUUACGGAAGGCUGCAGUCCUUAUCUUUGCCAAUAAACAGGAUAUGAAAGGGUGCAUGACAGCAGCUGAAAUCUCCAAAUACCUCACCCUCAGUUCAAUUAAGGAUCAUCCGUGGCACAUUCAGUCCUGCUGUGCUUUAACAGGAGAAGGGUUAUGCCAAGGUCUAGAGUGGAUGACCUCCCGGAUUGGUGUGAGAUAACUUUUUUGCUCGAAAGAGACUGCUCUAUUUAUUCUGUGACAUGAACAUUUUUUCCUAGUACCUUUGGCUGCUAAGGCAGCAGCAUGUUUAAUUUAUAACAACACAAACCUCUAUAAGCAACACUUGAAUCAAGUGCAGCUGAACUGGAACAUAAAAGAUUUUUUUCUUAACUUUUUUUUUAAUGCACUAAUCUUCAGCUGGAUGAGCAUAAUGUAUAACUGUUUUCAGCAACAGAAUUCUUCUGACUGCUUAUUCUAAUUAUUCAACGACUGCCUUGUAAGAAAUGUUUGUCAUAUGUUUAAUGUUUUCUGAAGCAUUUGUAAUAACUUUAAUGACCAAUUUCUUUCAUUUCUUGACUAUCUCCUGCCCCCACCAGGUAAUUACUGGUUUGACAGAGUGGUAGUAGAAACCAUCAGGCACUGCUUGCAAACUCACUGAGCAUUAAAUAUGUGCUCCUCUAUAAACCACUUACCUUUUGGAUAGAACUUAUUAUAGAGAAAGAAAUCUGCCUAGAAUAUAUGUGUGUGAAUAUGUACACACAUAUAUGUAUGGAAGAAGAAACAUCACAAGAACUGCCUUUAGGAGCUAAUUUCCCCCACAUUAAUGCAAGUCAUGGAAUAAUUCUAAGUUGCUAUUAGCAUGGAAAUUAAGUAGGCUGUUUAUCCAAAAGAAUUAAGUUCACCUUUCUGCCUACAACACAGGAUUGUUUUUGGUUAAAAACUAAUCAAGAUAAAAUAUUUCUUUCAAAGCCCAACUUUGCUUAUAAAUAUUUUGAAUAGAUCCGGUAUUUUAAGAAUGUCAUAUUAUUCAAAGCACAUAAAACUAUCAUAAGUUACUAAAGCAUACCGGCACUAAAAUUAAAACAAGGCACUUGGAAUAUAUCUUAUUAUCAAACAACUUUAUUAUCAGUAAAAAGUUCAGCUGUUCCAUUUGCAAGUGGUACUAUAUCUGCUUUGGGCAUUAACUAAAGCAGAAUUAUAAACCAGUUCAUUUUAUUUCUUAGAAUUUGAAAUUGUGUCUGAUACAUUUCCACCACUAGCAAUAUAUUACUUUAAAAACCGUAUGGCUUUCCUUAAAUCUGUUUAAGGUUGUUGUGUAAUAGGCUUGAAAUAAUUGCCAUUUUAUAAUUACACCUCGUGUUCUAAAAAUCUUUUUCUGGGUUAUACAAAACUGCUGAAUUUAAUCAUAGCCUUUAGAAUAUUACUCUGAGACUCAAGGUUAAUACACUGACAACUUACAAAUUUUAAAAAUAGUUAAAAACUCAUAAUUUAGCAGAAGUUUACAUAUUGGAUACCAUUAAAACAUUUUCAAGGCAGUUGUCUAAUAUGAACAGUAAUCCAAAUAGUGCAUAUCUUAAAAGUGAAGACAAAUAUUAUAAUUUUGAUCCUUUUUAUUUCAGAAGUUUGGUUUUGCUAUAAUGAAAGGGAUAAAAUGCUUCCAUAGAGAAUAAUACUUUAUUUUUACAGUAUUUUUCUUUCAUUUGGGUCAAAAAUAGGAUUCAGUGUUCAUAAGAAUAUCAAUACUUGUUCAAAAGUGAUAUUUUAAUUUUAAUAUUUUUAUGUAAGUUGAUUUAAAUUUUGCCAUUUUCAAGUAUACUUGAUUUAUUAUAUUUAGUCUAAUUAAUUUAGUUGAAUGUGGUAACAUUUUUCUGUUUUUUUUUAGUGGUAGCACACCCUAGAAUUGAAAAAUGGCCAGAGGAAAGCUUUCUGGGCUUUGGAAACUAGUUGUUCAUUAACCUUGUUUUGAACCUAUUUUUUUUCCUAGUGAUUCUAUACCAGAUAGAAGAUAAAUUUUGUUUUUAAUAUAACCUGUAAUCAAGAACAUGAGAGAAAAGCAGACAUAAAUCAAUAUGAAUGCUUUGUGGUAUGUAGGUCAUGGUGGGAGUAGGAGGAAUUAUGAAAAUACCAUUUCAGAAUUUCUAUCUUGGAUGUGUAGUUUAGCCAUGAAUGCUAAGGCUAAUUUUCUUAAUUCUGUCCUGAGAAAGAGCAUAUUUAAUACUCCUAUAUUUGUUCUUAUAAAUGAAAUCUGUCUUCUGUCUGAUAAGAUUGGCUGGCUCCAUUUUCUUCUAUCAAAUUAUAUGGGUUUUUUUUUACAUUACCACAUCAGCAUUAUAUUGAAAGUGUUAACAGUUGAUUGUAUUUUUGUCAAACUACUAGUAUAGACUCAAGUUUUCUAUUUAAUUUUUAAAAUACAAUUUAUUUUCAAAAUCCUUUUUUAAAACAAAACAUUUUGUUGGUUUUGAAUUAGAUUUAUGUUAGCUGUGUGCUGAUGAUGAAAUCAGCAUCCAGCUAGGUUUUGUGCCAACAACUGGGAAAGUUCAGUUGGGAAAUUCAAAGUAUUUUAUAGGUUCUCAUUAGAUAUUUCCUCUUAUAAUAGUAUGAAAACUGAUUAUCCUUUACUCCAAGAGAAUGGUUUGACCCUAGCAUAUAUCUAAUACUAAAGCAUUGAUUCUGACAUUCAUUGAAAAUCAACCAACUAUAAGAUAUUGUCUGAUGAAAAAUGUAAAUUUGUGCUUAGUGCCUUUAUUCAUAUUUUGAGAUAAGUUCUCAAUUUUGUAUCAUACCUGUUCUUUAGAAGUCAGAUUAGCAGCUAUUUAAUUUAACAUUGCAAUAGUUGAAGUUUCAUUGUCCCCAUUAAGUGGUCAGUUGCCUGGCAAAGUUUCUAGUAAGUGGUGGAAAGCAGGGCACCCAUUCACAUUACUUUCAGGAGAUUAUUUUCAUUUUGGUUUUGAGAAUAAAAAAACUAAAUUUUAACAAACCUUUUAUUGUAACUAAAAUGUAACUGCUACCCUUGUAAGUUUAAGGCAUUUUUUCUUAAUUGUGAACAUGUUGCAUUCUUCAUAUUUAAACCCAUUUUUCUUAUUGAGGCCCAUUUGAGAACUCUCAGAAUUAACAAGUCCUCUUGUAUGGGAACACACUGCAUGGUUUUUAUUGUUAGUGAUAAUUUAAUUCCUUAAAAUCUGAAAUAAUUAUCAUCUAUUGAAUAGCUGAUGAUUAAAUAUAUAGUUUUUUGCUUUUAAAUUCUUUGUUAGUAUGCUUGAAGGUAUAAUUUUAUUCUAUAUUCAUUAGGGAAAUGAUAAAUUGAAAUUUCACUGUUAAAAUUCAUUUUUAAACGGGUACCACUCCUGUAGCCAUAGUCAUUUUGAUUAAGCAUGAAAUUAACUUUCAUUAUCUAUAGCAUAAAGAGAAAAUAAUUAUUUUCCUAUGGAAACAGUGAGUGAUAUAGGUAGUGUUAUAAACAUUCUCUCAACAGUUAUGAGGAGUCACAAAGCAAAUUUUAAAACAAUAAAAGCUUUAUUUUUUAAACAUUUUUUUUCAUGUAGUAUCUCCUAGGACAAAUUAUAAAUGGAAUUAUCUCUGGCUGGCACUCAUUUAAUUCUUAACUAUGUAAAACAACAUCAGUAGAAAAAAAUUUAGUGGUAUUAUGCCUAGAAUAGAUAGGUGAAUUCCACUGAUGUUUAUCUUUGAAGACCAGCUUUAUGAGUGAACUUUUCAUCUGUGGCUUUGGAUCCAAAACAUUUCAUGUCCAGUUCAGUUCUAAAGGUUCUUUUAUAUUUUGUCAGGGUAAAGUCACUUUGAGAUACAGCAUGAUGACUUGAAUCUAGUAGAAUAUUGUGCUGGCUACCUAAAGAAGUGGAUUCAAAUCUUAAUUUGGCCAUUACCUUUUGACCUUAGACAGUUACUACUGUUUAUGGUCUUCCUCCUGUUUUUCCCAUGCAGAGGAACUUAAACAAAUUAUAGAGUGCCAACAUGUCUCUUGGUUUUAAAAUCGUGAAUCUAUUAAAAUCCUGAAUCUAUUAAAACACUAUUAAAAACUGGAAAAAAAUUAAACUAGGGAAAGACAUAUAAUAUGAAAUUUAUUUUUACCUAUCAUUUGAUUCCCACUUCAUUAUCAUUUCAUUUAGUAUAUGAAUACAAUCCAAUAAGAAAAUGAAGGUCAACUACUGCCACUCCACUUAAAUUGAACUAAUAGUUAAUGAAGUGCAAAAGAGAAAAUAAGCCAUAUUGCUAAGAAGAUGAUAUAUUAAGCUGCUGAUAAAAUACCAGUGUGUGUUGAAAAUACUCUUUUAGAAGAUACCUUGCUUAUUUUCCUGGCUUUUAUUAAUUGGAUGGAAAUGGUUAGUUUGAUCAGAGUUUAUUGGCUCUAGAGGCUGCCCCAAAUUGUAGUUCUGUUUGACUUUCCAGUAUUGAAAGAAUACUGGAAAUGUCAAUAUUUUACAAAUGUCUGUACAAAUCUGAAAGUAGUUUAUAUCUAUGGUUAGUUUUUUCAGUAACGUUCCAUCCUUAUUCAUUUAGCAUUACUGUAAAGCCAGGUUCCCAAGAAGUAUUUUCUGAGAGUUCCAAGUAGCCACAGCUACAUAGAGAAAGCCAAUAAAAACAAAACUUUUUAGCUACUUCUCUGUAAAUUUAAAGUAGAAAAAAAAACAGACCUAAAGUCAGCUUUAAAUGUAUGUGGUCUAGUGAAAUGUUUGGGAAAUGUUUAUUUGGAGGUUUAGAGGCAUACCGAAGCAGGAGUCAAAAAAGUUGGUAGUAAAAAUUAACAUGAAGUAAAAAAAUCUUCAGUAGAAAAUAGAAAGUUUGAAUGAAAACAAUGAGUUGUCCCCAUUCAAGGCACUUAAAAUUACUAGAAAAUUCUGUCUUUUACUGUAAUUGGAUGGCCUAUAUUAUUUCUAAUGUGGCCAAAGGACUAAAGACCAAUCAGGUUUCUAGAAUUUGGGAGCGUAGUCACAUAGAGGCAUCUUUUGCAUUUUUAAAAAAACCAGUAAUCUUCCUUUUCCCCUUAGAAAUGGAGAAAUAAAAUGUUCUGUACAUAUCUUUUGGAAUAGAAAGCAAAAUUCUAGAAGAAUGGAAGUAUCCUCUUACACCAACUUGUAGUUUUAAUUGAAAAAUUACCUCAUUUUUCAGUCCAUACUGUGCUUUGCUCGAGUUUGUGGAAUGUUCCACCAUCCCAUUAAAACCCUCUUCACCCAAGCUGUAUUUGAAAUAUGCAGAAUUCACAGCUAAGGGAUAGCAGUCCUUGGAGGUUUUGUUUUCCUUUACUCGCGCUUACCACCAGCAGAGCUAAUAACGUGAUGUACCAGGUUGACAUACUGCUUCAUUAAAGCACAUGGGCAAGUGUUUAGUCAAUAUUUAAUUAGUUUAAUUAAAAUCAAAUAAGGGAAAGGAAAAACCCUUAAGUUUGAUUGAUUACAUUAUACUGUGAAUAUAUUUCCAUCUGUGUUGAUAAGACAUCAAAUGACUAUCAGUUGAUAUUGAUUAUACAUAAUUUAUUUGCAUAUUCUGGCCCUAUUCAUGAGAGGCUAUAAUCAUUUUCAUCUUACAUUUUCCUUCAGGAAAUUCAGGGACUCUACAGCCCCUAUUCUCUUGGAGUAAACUGUUCAGUGUAGUUUAUGAAAACUUUUCAUUUUGGUUUUAAAAAAGGCUUAGCUGCUAGUUCAUUAAAAGUGUGAAAUAAAAUGAUGGUUAUGAUUUUUCCAAUUAUGUUAUAAAUUUUACCCUAUUCAUCUAUUGUACAGAGCAUGUUAAAAAAACAAAAACUAAAAGCAAUUACAGCUUUGCUCCUGUGUUUGGUCUAAUCAGAUUAUAAUGAUUAUAAUUACACAUUGCCAUCUUAACAUAAAUUGGUGCUUUUAGAGCAUUAAAGAGGAAACAGCAGGCCCUGUAUAAUAUAUUUCUUGCCUCAGAAUGUAAAACUACAUUGAAGUGUCUGUAUUUAUACUUGUCAUUUCUUAAGGUUUAAAACUGUUGUUAUCCAUCAAGCUUCAGGCUUUCUGCAAAUGCUGUAACAAUAUCUUAGCUAAUCAGCUUGGUCAAAUGAAAUGGUGUUAAAAAGGACAAAAUUAUGAACAGGAUCUCUCUGGGGGACCCCUGGUAUUGUACAGAAGGGGGGGGAAACUGUCUUUCAUGCCACAAACUGUGCGUCAUAAUCCCACCCAAACAACUGAGAUGUGUGUUAUUGGUUCAAUACAUAAGCAUUAAUAAAAUUAAAAGAACAAAUUACUUAAAGCAUUCACAUCAUCAUUUCCUCAGAGUGGUUCAAAGCAUGUUCUUCUAAAUGGUGGAGUUGUUUAAAGACAUGUUUUAAAUUUUGAUAGCUUUACUACUGUCAUAAAAUGCUUCUAUAUGUUAAGUUUAGGUUGCUGGUACUCAUGAUUUUUUACUUCUGCAAUUAUGCUGUAAUGAGUUGCUUGCAUGCCUACUUACCCAAGUGAAAGGAUGCUGUUUGCUCUGGAAUGUUCAUCUUUUAGACAGGUUUUGGCUCAUUUGCAAUCAUGGUGCAAUACAGUGUAACAUUCAUUUGUUUUCAGUCAAUAGUUUUAUUUUUGUCACAAUAAAUAAUUACUUUUCCAAUA
Molecule: messenger RNA, 7158 nt
Organism: Phacochoerus africanus (Common warthog)
Lineage: Eukaryota; Metazoa; Chordata; Mammalia; Artiodactyla; Suidae
Gene: ARL5B
Product: ADP ribosylation factor like GTPase 5B
Exons: 6
Coding region: 264-806 (180 amino acids)
Biological process (GO): vesicle-mediated transport; protein localization to Golgi membrane; intracellular protein transport
Cellular component (GO): cytoplasm; trans-Golgi network
Molecular function (GO): GTPase activity; GTP binding
Source: RefSeq, a predicted model, not a curated record